Nilaparvata lugens (brown planthopper) is the source of this 1501-nucleotide messenger RNA. It is a transcript of the gene Pmm2, whose product is annotated as phosphomannomutase. The record is from RefSeq and is a predicted model, not a curated record. The coding region runs from base 296 to 1048 and encodes 250 amino acids. Gene Ontology annotation, cellular component: cytosol. Gene Ontology annotation, biological process: GDP-mannose biosynthetic process; protein N-linked glycosylation; mannose metabolic process. Gene Ontology annotation, molecular function: phosphomannomutase activity. The transcript has 6 exons. NCBI's taxonomy places the organism in Eukaryota, Metazoa, Arthropoda, Insecta, Hemiptera, Delphacidae.
AAAUGAAAACAUAACCUACAAUUCUCGCUUGACUGUCAGUUUGACACUUUUGACUGUAAAGUUUGAAAUUUGAAUGCGUGUUCAUUGCCAAUUUUUAUUAUAACUGCACUUGAAAAGUAUUACACGUAUCUUUCUACAAGUGGGAGAAUUUAUCAAUUUUGCAAGUCUCAGCUAAAAUUGUAUUUCAACUUAGAAAAAAAUAGUUCUGUACUCCACGUAUACUGUGUUACAUGUGAGAAACCGGCUCAAAAGUUUGCAUAAUACUAUAAAAUAACUUACUAUUUUAAGAGAAACUAUGGGAGCCAACGAUUUCUGUUCUAAAACUGUAUGUUUGUUUGAUGUUGAUGGAACUUUAACAGCACCAAGACAGGUGAUAACUGAGGAUAUGAAAAAUAAUAUUGUAAGCUUGAAGAAGUAUUGCACUGUAGCAGUAGUUGGAGGAUCUGACAUGGAUAAAAUAUGUGAACAGUUGGGUGGAAAAGAAGUGUUGAAUGCAUUGGACUACGUAUUUGCCGAGAAUGGGCUUCAUGCAAUAUCGCGAGGUGAAGACCUGGCAAUUCAGAGCAUCCAAAAACAUUUAGGAGAGGAAAAACUUCAGAAAUUCAUAAAUUACUGUUUACACUACAUGUCGGAGCUUCAAAUUCCAGUGAAGCGAGGCACAUUCAUAGAAUUCAGGAAAGGAAUGCUCAAUAUUAGUCCAAUUGGAAGAAAUUGUUCAAGGCAAGAAAGAAAUGAUUUCGAGAUCUACGAUAGAGAGCAUAGAAUUCGACAAACGUUCAUUGAUAAUCUUCAGAAAACAUUUCCAGACUUCAACUUGAAAUACUCUAUAGGUGGCCAAAUAAGUUUCGAUGUCUUCCCGAUUGGGUGGGACAAGACUUACUGCCUACAAUUCUUGAACAGUUUUGAAGACAUCCACUUUUUUGGAGAUAAAACUGAUAUUGGAGGCAAUGACUAUGAAAUAUUUAUCCAUUCAAAGACCAUCGGGCAUUCAGUUACAUGUCCUGAUGAUACAGUAGCGCAUUUGAAGAAACUAUUCCCUUAUCUAUAAAGAGCCUGACUGCAAUCAUCUACUGCCUCCAUAUCUGACAAUCAAUAUUUAUCAUGAGGAUGUUUGAAUUGUGACAAACGAUUAGUGAAAGCAAUUAGUUGACUAAAAAUAGUUUUUAUUCCUUAACGCUGAUGAAGCCUAGUGCUCUAGAGCACUUCAAACUGUUAUCAUUGAUUCAGUCAUAACCAGUCAUAGGAUAGAUUCCUAUUUCAAUUAAGUUCGAAAUUGAUGACACCAUUAUUUCUAAUUUAUUUUAUAAUACAAAUAUUAUUCACCUAGCUCAUUCAUUCUACUGAAAAACUAGUUACGUUUUUUGUUAUUGUUAUUCUCUCUGGAAGAUUUCUCUAUGGAUAUCUGUGAAUUUUCGCGGAACACUAUUUUCCAAUUCACUUCGAAAUAAUGUGUAUUAACUAUUCACUUUAAUAAUGUAUUUUAGUUUAUUUAUACACAGUA